CGGACAACAAGUACCUGCUGGAAAUAUAUGGAUAAUUGAACAUUAAUUAAGAUAUUUCUUCAUGUUUUUGCCCUUACUAUUUUUUAAUUUGGGACUGGAUUAGAUCUUCAAUUUCAGAGGUACAUCAACUCUUCAGGCCAAAUGAAAUAAUAAAAAAAUGGAUUUAAGUGACUUAGAAUUGACUUGGAAAAGACAAAUAUAAUUGUGUCUAUUAAGUAAAUGUUUGACAUAGUAAUUGGAAGUGGUCUUCAUAAAGUUAAAAUACUGGAGCAAUUUUCGGAGGUCUUUUCAGAAAGGACACAAGGAUUCAUAACAAGAAAUUCUUUCAAAGACACAUUAUGGCUACUAUGAUCAUGCAUGUGAAAUUUUAAAGUUAAAUUAUUGAAACUACGGACAAUCCAGAGAGCUUUGAACCCAAGGAGAAGUGACUCUUCAGGCUAUGUCCAGUAACGCCAACUUGAAGCAUAGCACGUCCGUUUCAUCCCUUGCAUCAAUGGAGAAAGGAAAUACCGAUGACAUCACAUUGUCUUCUCUGUAUGCGCGUCGGACCCCUCUCGGUACAGGACUGGGAACAACUGGGUCAACAAAUCAUAGAACCCAGCCCGUCAAUGAGCGGGGUGACACCCACCGACAUGACGCCGAUAAAGUUGAUCAAAACAUACUGGAUGAAGAACGCAGGUUGCGCAAUCAGCCAAAAGCAAAGCGAAAACGUAGGAAGAACAUGAUUACAGCGAACCUUAACGGGACACGUUAUGAUGUCAUUCGCCAGAUGGCUGAGCAUAUAGGCUACAGUGUGACAAGGGAGGAUGACCCAACAGCGUUUUUGAUCUGGAAUGAUGCCUUUGUAUCAACGGAGCGAAUCUCGGACCUUAAGCCUUACCAGCGAAUCAACCAUUUCCCAGGAAUGGGCGAGGUCACGCGGAAAGACAACCUGGCAAGAAACAUGAUGAAAAUGGCAAAAGCAGUGCCGGAAGAGUAUAACUUUGUACCGCGUACAUGGAUUUUACCGUCCGACUUCAACAUCGUACAGAACUACAUGAAGGACCUGCGUGCACACAAGAAAUCUAAGACAUUCAUCGUGAAACCAUCCAACGGGGCACAGGGGCAUGGUAUUUCCAUACAUCGCAACUUGGAUAAAUUGCCAACAAAUGAGCACUUCAUAGUGCAGGAGUAUGUUGAAAAGCCGCUCCUGCUUGACGGAUACAAGUUUGAUCUACGUAUCUAUGUCCUUGUGACCUCGUGUGAUCCACUCCGCAUCUUCCUCUUCAACGAUGGGCUCGUGAGGAUGAGUACCGAGAAAUACCUGCCACCCUCCGAAAACAAUGUGAAUCACCUGUUCAUGCAUUUAACGAAUUACUCUGUCAACAAACACAACGAGUUCUACGAAAAAGGUGCAAGUCUUGACGCAGGGAGCAAACGCUCCAUAAAAUCAUUUAACGAAUACCUCCGCAGAAAUGACUAUGAUGUGCCGUUGUUGUGGCGAAACAUUAGUGACAUGAUAGUUAAGACCAUGAUAGUGGCGGAGCCUUAUGUGUUACACUCAUAUAGAAUGUGUCGUCCCGGCGCACCACCUGCCAGUGACAGCGUCUGCUUUGAGGUGCUAGGAUUCGAUGUGCUCAUUGACCGGAAAUUACGACCGUGGCUCUUGGAGAUAAAUCGAUCUCCAAGUUUUGGAACAGACGAAAAGAUAGACUUUGAUAUUAAAUCAGCACUUAUAGAAGACACGAUUAGGUUAUUGAAUAUCAAAAUGAAUGACAAAAAGAAGAACAUGAAUGCCCAGAAGCUGGAGGCACAAAAGCGGCUGUUCCGGCCGACUAAACGGGUGUCGGAAACAGCCGACAUGUCAGAAUACGACAAGAAACGCCUCGGCCUAGAACGCAGGAAGGAAGAGCUGAAAGAGCUGUUGCAGCGUGUGAAAAAGGCUGGGACCCGGGAGGACUACGAGAAUCGGAAUCGGGGCCGGUUUAUCCGUAUUUUCCCAACAGACGACAAGGCAAGACAGGAUAGUUACGUGAAACUCCUGGAGGCAGCGUAUACAACGUUCAUGUCUGGCAGGGCACCGUCUAUGCACAAGGAGAUCCAGCUCAUGUAUAAUAAUAAACUGAAGGAGUCGGACAUUCUGGACAUGUUAGCAGAGUGUGACAACGAUGAACUACAGGGUCGGAUGGCCAAUGUUGGCGGAAAACCACAGACUCGUGGACCUAAGCCCCUAAUGAGCAUGCCAUCGUCAGAAGCAAUCCAUACACCGGGAGAGGAGGAUGAAGAUGGGGAAAUGAGCGAGUCCCUGUCCCCACCGGGCUCUCCGUACCGCCAUCAUCUCGCUUUGCGAGGGUCCCGCCCGGGCUCGGUCAACAGUAGAGUCAGCAACCGCAUGGGCAGUGUGAUGUCUCGUCCAAAUUCUGGAGCCAACAUGCAAGGCCCUGGAGGUCGACCAAUCAGUAACACUGGUGGAGUAAUUGGGGACCGGGCUCGGCAGGCAGGCAACCAGAAACUGACCAAUAUACAGAGAUCUAAUGUGGAUGAUUCGUUCCUCACAAACGUGAUCCGUGAGCGGGAGGACGAGCUAACACGUCGUACGCUUUACGCCCUCAAUGACAUGCGCAUCAAGUUUCCCGGAAAGUCUGACCAGGAGGCAGAUACCAUUCUUGAUAAGCUGUAUGAAAACUGGAAGUUCCACAAGCCGAGAAUCGCUUCAUACUGGCUUGUCAAACUGGAUUCCAUCAAGAGACGAAAGGUGAUAGACAUUGUACGUUCAAACGUGCGUGCUGUUUUACAACGUACGUGGCGCGUACCAGACGUGGACAACCUGCCGAUCUACCGCGUGUUCAGUCGAGUGUUCAACCGGCUUCUGUGGAGCCACGGACAGGGUCUGUGGAACUGCUUUGCUGCCUCAGGGAACUGCUCCAGUUGGGAGACAAUUUUCAGCAAGAGUUCUGACGCCAUUGACGAGACGGAAUUAAAUUGUUGUCGGCGAAUUGUGCAGCUGUGUAAAGACUGCCUGCUCAUCGUUUAUCAGUUUGCGGCGGAGGCAAAGACGGCGUCUCAAGGUGGGCCGGGAGAUAGGGAGAAGGAGCAGAUUACCACACAGAGGAGUGAGACAAAACCAGCACUUGUUCCACCAAACACCCAAACAAUGAGUCAGCGAUAUAGCAAGCUUUACGCACGUACGGAGACUCUCUCGUGAUACCCCUUACUGUACACAACGCAAAUGUGCAAUCAUGUAUAAACAACCCGUCAACCCGGGCGCGACAUCAGGAAUAAUACAGCCCAACAACAAUGGAUCAUCAAGGGGAUUUGUAGCUGUCCUCGGCAGUUAAAUAUAACAUUGUGUCAAUAGAAACAAACUUCAUUAUUCUUCAAAUGUUAGAACAGCAAUUAUUGAAAAUAAAGUAUCGAGGUCUUGAGGGUAAAAUGAAGCCUGUUUUAAAGGCUUUUAUUGCCUUCAUUGAGGUGGGAGAGGUGGGUGAUCUUACAGCAUAUAUUAGCUUGUCUGUUUUUCUGAGAAAGAAAGUCAAUGUAUAAAUUGCGAUAUUUUAGUGUUGCGUCACUAAGGUAACCAUGGCCAAGACUCAAAAAACUGUUCUAAGAUAUUUAAACAAAUCUAAAUGGUUUACAUUUUGCCAGAGACAACACAAUCAUGAUAUGCAAGGCCCAUAACUCUGGCUUGAAUAAUUGUUGAGAUAUCAUCCUUUUAAGACUGAAAACCCCCCAAAAAACAACAGAACAUUAUUGGUAUUCUCUCCGCGGGUCCCUUGUUAUGCUUGAAUUACCCACAAUUUAGAAAAACAUUGCCCACUAUUGUGUGAGAGUUGUAUUCUUCCUGAUGUCAUGCUGAUUUCAAAUAAUUAUUAUUUGUUCAUAAUUAUACAUUUUUACUUUGGCCAAAAAAAUAAUGUUUUGUUUCUCAGGCCCUGCCACAUUCAGGGCUUUACAUAUGGCUUCAUUUUUUGUUCUACAAUUUUUUCAGUCGGAAACAAAGGUUUUUAAAUGAUAUUUGAAAAUAUAUUCAUAGGACAUUUCAAAUUUUCUGCAGUCAUUAAUAAAAUUAUUAUUUAGACAAGCACAUCUGUUAAGUUUCUAUUUGGAUACCUCAUGGAAAACCUUGAAGUUUACACAUUAAAAAUAAUGACAGAUGUUUAAUGAAUAUAUCUGGAGAAAAAUAUUUAAAAAUAAUGUGUAAAAUCAGAUAGAUUCCUGCGCAUUCCUUUUUAUAAACAAACAGAGAAACAUAAGGAUUAUUGUUAUUGGCCUUUCUUUUUAUAUAGCAAGAUUAUUAUGCUACCAAUGAAUAUUGUUAACGUUCUAAAAAAAGGUUGGUGUGAUACGUUUUUAAAUGCAGUAAAUACUUUGUUAAGUUCAUGUUUUAUUUGAAUAUUACCAAACUAUUGACACAUAAUUUGUUAUUUAUUUUUACGUUACACAUGAUGGUUACAAUGGAAAAUGUGAUGUUGAGAAUGCCUCGUUUUGUAUAUGCAUAAGUUUGUAUCCAAACUUAAAAGGUUGUUUAGAAAUAUUUAUUGUUCUCUCUUUAAAGUAUAGUUAUAGGUUUAGAUUACAUAAUCACUUUCAUUGAUAUACCAGUGCAUUAGUUUUUUCUCCAUACUUCUCCUCAAAUACAUAUAUGCUACACUAAAGGCCUCACCAACUCAAGUUUUGUUCAUCAAACUGUUUCUGUCUUCCAGAAAUUGUCGGAGACAUGUAAUAACAUGUUUUUACGAUGUCUGAUGAAACUUGGCUUCACAAGAAUUUAUUUUAUUUUUUUCAUUUUUGCAAUGGUCAUAUAAUUUUUUUUUCAAAAUUUCUUUAUGUAUUUUCUGAAAAGUAGGUAUGGUAAAUCCUACAAACUAUUAAUUUGGUGCGGCCUUACAAUAAAAGCUUCAGUAGUUCUUAGAGUGGAUAAAUAAUAAUUUAGGCCCUUUGUGGAUAUAAAUUUUUGAAAUGUUGAUUCUGAAUAAACUCUAUGGUAUUACUACAUGUAUAAUCUCACACUAUAUACUCUGAACGUCCACCUCUAGCUAUGCUGAUAAGCCUGUUUAUAUCUGCAUUACAUGCUAAAAAUGCUUCAUGACUUUAUUUAUAAAAUUUUCUGGUUUAUACUGUUUUACAGUAGCAAAUUUGCUUUUAUUCAUAUUAUCAUAUUUGUCUGUGAUAAAAGCUUAGCUUUGUUAUAGUUACUUUUUAGCAAGAUAUUUUUAAAUUCCACUAUAUUUUAAUUAUGAAGGGUAAUAACUUAUUUCAAUGGGAGUUACUUUUGAACAAUAUUUGGAUAUGGAACAAACAUUGAGAAUAUAAAUGACAACCACAGUGGUAAUAUAAUUAAUUAUAAUUAUAGGCUUAUGAAAUCAGGGCAAUGUACACAUUUGGCCAUUAAAGUGAGAACAAAACUAAUGGACUAAGGUUCUGAUCCACAGUCUUUCACCACAUAUAUAAAUGUGUAUGAUGCCCCUUCUAUUUUUGUUUACUUUUGUUGUAUUUUACACUUUGUCAUCGUAGUGCAAAACCUUUACCAUAACCCUAAACCAGUUUAUGAUAUUUACAUGUAAGAUAUUUACAGGUAACCUGGUAAACAUGUUCCCAGACAUAAUUAUUACAUACCUUUAUAGCAAGGUCCAUAACUCUAGUAAUGCCUUUUGUUUGACUUUGAAGUACAGAUGAGUGUUGGCCUGCACUCCCGGGCACUUUGGUUUUCUGCACAUACAACAAUUUUUUUUGUAUCAUACGGGUGCUGAUUUUCAUAUGUAUACAUGUAUUAUUUUUUUAAUGAAGUAACUACGAAAGCUGCCAGGGUAACCAUUUAAUACAAUUAUUUUGGAUUUAAUCUGAAUGACAAUUUGAAUUAUAUCAUUAAAAUGAAGGUAAGUAUAAAUAAAAAAAAAUCAUCAAAGGUUACUCUCUGCUCUUGGCUUUUUCAAUUUUUUGGUCCAUUUUAAUGUCAUACAAAAUGUAGUUAAUGUAGCUCUUAAAUAUUUUGAUUUGCGAUGACUACCUCUUAUUGUAGAGGAUUGUAUGAGAAGGUUAUUAGAAGAUAUUCAUCAGCCUAUAUUAGAACAAUGAGGCCCACUUAUCAAUAAGCAUAUGACAAAAUAUUGUAUUUGAAGAACUUCCAUUUAUUAUUUAGUGAAUGUAUCAAUUAAACAUUUUUUCUGCCUAAUUCAAAUACACUGCAUCUUAAAACUGAUUAAUCAAACUAUCAUUUUCAAAAAAUAAUUUUACUUCUUAAAAAAUAUUGUUUUAAAAAUUCAUACAAAACGCUAGUAAUGGUGUCUGAGAUAGUGCCAUUUUUGGUAUAUUUUUGAAAUUCGUAGUUAAAAUUUUAGAAUUUUUUUUAGAUUCUUUCACACAACUUGGUGUUAGACAUUAUUUGUUUUCAUUAGAAUCGUCAGUAAUAAAUCAAAACAAAGACUUAGUUUUAACUUAAACCAAUGAGCACAAACUGAAUGAAGGUGUUUGAAUGCAUGGAAAAGCUACAUGUAUAUUUGCCAGUUUUUCAACCAAAGACCUGUUAAAACAAGUUUUGGAGUAGUAGAAUCAUGUCAUUUCUUGUCAUUCAAUGUUAAUAAGGCCUCACCAAGUAAGUGCUUCUAUUGUCAGAUCUACUGCACCUGUUUUUCAGAAAAGGCAAAAUAGUAAAAAAAAAAAACGAUAUUGAUUGUAUUGUUUUGGGUGUUGUUCCAUGCUUAAAUGUUUCAUAAAGCAAAGUUAGGCUUUUUUCAAAAAUCUAAAAUUGCAUUGAAAACAGUAGCGUUUAAAAUUAAAAACGAUGAUCAAUUUAAACAUCAAAGUCUUAUUGAAAGUCCGUAUACACCUUUGGGGGCUGACUGGCCGGUUCUUAUGUCAUAUGAGCCUCAGUGGUGUGUACUAUUUCUUAACAAGUUAUUAUUCAGUAAUUGACAAAUCACCAAUAUUAUUAGUAUCCUACUACUAUAAAACAGUUGUCUGAGUACUAAUUAAUCAAAAUAUUUAGUAAAAUUAUUGUAGAAAAAAAUUGUUAAUUUUUAUUGAUUCAAUUUUUUUUACCAUGGUUGGGUCUCUAAGAACAACAAUUGCAUGUAUAUUUGUAGCAUUUUAUCAUUGUUAAAAAAAUCUGUGAAUGUUUUACAUGGAAUAUUUUAUGCAAUUGUUUUUUAUUUUUUGUGACUGUGAUACUAUUUUACCCAUCCAUUGUGAAUCUGAUUUUGUAAUUAUUUAUGUUAGAAUAUUUAUAUUUUCAAUUGACAUUUCAUGUUAGUUUAAUUGUAUUCAAAAUAACUAUUUUGUUGUCUUACUUUUAUAUUCUAUUAGUUGCUUCAACAUUACUGUUUAAUAAAUGCUUA
This is a messenger RNA of Mya arenaria, 7313 nucleotides long. Its product is annotated as tubulin polyglutamylase TTLL7-like. Lineage: Eukaryota; Metazoa; Mollusca; Bivalvia; Myida; Myidae. The transcript is spliced from 18 exons. The coding region runs from base 440 to 3184 and encodes 914 amino acids. Gene Ontology annotation, molecular function: tubulin binding; tubulin-glutamic acid ligase activity. Gene Ontology annotation, cellular component: cilium. Gene Ontology annotation, biological process: microtubule cytoskeleton organization; protein polyglutamylation. The record is from RefSeq and is a predicted model, not a curated record.